Messenger RNA from Fukomys damarensis (Damara mole-rat), 1223 nucleotides. It is a transcript of the gene Cd8b, whose product is annotated as CD8b molecule. Gene Ontology annotation, cellular component: cell surface. Lineage: Eukaryota; Metazoa; Chordata; Mammalia; Rodentia; Bathyergidae. Gene Ontology annotation, biological process: regulation of immune response. The record is from RefSeq and is a predicted model, not a curated record. Bases 33 to 662 code for a protein of 209 amino acids. The transcript has 6 exons. Gene Ontology annotation, molecular function: coreceptor activity; MHC class I protein binding.
UCGCACAGCAGGGGACUCGGGCGCCAGCGGAGAUGCAGCUGCGGCUCUGGCUUCUGGCCGCGCAGCUCACAGCUCUGCACAGCAGCUGUGCCCAUCAGCAGACCCCCGAGUCUGUGAUGGUCCAGACCAACCAAGAGGUGACGAUGACCUGCAAUAUUAAAAUCUCCCUGAGCAACAGCCGCAUCUACUGGCUGAGACAGCACCAGGACCCCAGCAAGGACAGUCACUAUGAGUUCCUGGUCUCUGAGGAUUUCUCCAAAAACAUCACCUAUGGCAGCGGUUGGACACAGGAGAUGCUCGCUCUGUCUCGGAGCUCCACCCGCUUCACUCUCAGGCUCAUGCAUGUGAAGCCUGAGGACAGCAGUGUCUACUUCUGCAUGACCAUGGGGGCCCCCGAGCUGACCUUUGGGACAGGAACCAACCUGAGUGUAGUUGAUGUUCUGCCCACCACUGCGCAGCCCACCAAGAAGACGACCCCCAAGAAGAGAGGGUGCCUGUCCUCCAGCCCAGUGACCCGGCAAGGCCUGCGCUGUGGCCUCAUCACUCUCAGCCUGCUGGUGGCCAGUGUCCUGCUCCUCCUGCUAUCUCUGGCUGUGGCCGUCCACCUGUACUGCCUUCGGAGGAGAGCACAGCUUCGCUUCAUCAAGCAGAUCUACAAAUGAGCAGAGGUUUUGCUCUCAGUGUCCUGCUACAAAAAGCCAUUGGUCGGAAAUGAGCAAGAUCUGGACAAAAGAGAGAGAAGGGGACACACUCAAUGGUGGACAUUUUACUGCCUUGCUCUAGCUGCCUGCUUUUAACUGCUGCAAGUUCUUUCUGGGGGCCUCCCACAGAACCCUUGGGGGUUUGCCACUAAGAGUUUUAGAGAGAAGGCUCUGGAGCCCUUGGGCACUUCGAAAAGUGCACUGGAGAACUGAAAACACCACCAAAGACCUAGAAUCAACUCUGAAGAUGCCACCUUUGGCUCCUGUGCUCUCCCCAGGCUCGGCUGGGACCUUGGGGUGACCACAAGUCAUCAUCUCUGCAAGCUGCUUUGCCCUAGUAUGGCAGCGACAUUGGUUCCUGGGUCUGUUACGGGGUGGAGCUGGGAUGACAACCUCCCCAAGAGGCUGCUUGUGAAAACGGCUUCCAGAGAAGGAAUUCCCAGCAGCCAUGGGAGUCUCCUGGCUCGAAAGCUGGUGGGUUGGGGAAGGAAUUUCAUUCCAUGGCUUGUGUAUUUCUGUCAC